UGGCGCGGUGGUCGUGGGAAAGUGACCGGGCUGGCCUGUGUGCGGCCGGCACGACCCUGCAAGUCGCGUGUGGAGGACCUCGGGGAGCGGGCACCGGCGGCCGGUUCGGAGCCGGGGCCGUGCGCCGCGAGGCCGGCCAGUGCCCGGGCGACCAGGGCCGCCCGGUGCCGCUUCCCCACGAGCACCGCGUAAACUCGUCCCCGCCUCGGCCGCGCUCCCUCCACGGGCCGGGGUCUAGGGCAGGGCCAGGCCCGGGUCUUGCGAAGCCCGUCAGGUGAGGGGAUGCUCCGCUGCUGCUGAGCGGAGGGGCCGGCUCCGGUUCCUGGAGGCCAGUGUCGAAAGCCGCGGCCUCCGGAGUUGAUUCUUGUGGUGGGAUGCUUGAAGAUCUCUGAACUAUUGGAAGAAACUGUGAGUCCUGGAAGGCAUAAUGGUUAUGAAAGCUGCUGUGGAUGAUGGUGAUUCAGGAUGGGAGCUUAGCGUCCCGGAAAAAAUGGAGAAAAGUAACACAAGCUGGGUGGACAUAACGCAGGAUUUUGAAGAUGCUUGUCGAGAACUGAAGUUGGGAGAACUGCUUCAUGAUAAGCUAUUUGGUCUUUUUGAAGCUAUGUCUGCUAUUGAAAUGAUGGAUCCCAAGAUGGAUGCUGGUAUGAUUGGAAAUCAAGUGAACAGGAAGGUUCUCAAUUUUGAACAAGCUAUCAAGGAUGGCACCAUUAAAAUUAAAGACCUCACUUUGCCUGAAUUGAUAGGAAUAAUGGAUACCUGUUUUUGCUGUUUGAUCACAUGGCUAGAAGGCCAUUCCUUGGCACAGACAGUAUUUACGUGCCUUUACAUUCAUAAUCCAGACUUCAUAGAAGAUCCUGCCAUGAAAGCUUUUGCUCUGGGAAUCUUGAAGAUCUGUGACAUUGCAAGGGAAAAAGUAAAUAAAGCUGCUGUUUUUGAAGAGGAAGAUUUCCAGUCAAUGACAUAUGGAUUUAAAAUGGCCAACAGUGUGACAGAUCUUCGAGUUACAGGAAUGUUGAAAGAUGUGGAAGAUGAUAUGCAAAGGAGAGUAAAGAGUACUCGAAGUCGACAAGGAGAAGAGAGAGAUCCAGAAGUUGAACUAGAACACCAGCAGUGCCUGGCAGCAUUCAGCAGAGUCAAGUUCACCCGUGUGCUGCUGACAGUGCUCAUAGCCUUUACGAAGAAAGAGACCAGUGCUGUGGCGGAGGCUCAGAAACUGAUGGUCCAAGCAACAGACCUUCUUUCUGCCAUUCACACUUCAUUGCAUCAUGGCAUCCAGGCUCAGAAUGGCACUACUAAAGGAGACCAUCCAAUUAUGAUGGGUUUUGAGCCCCUUGUUAACCAGAGGCUACUUCCACCCACCUUCCCUCGCUAUGCAAAAAUAAUUAAAAGAGAAGAAAUGGUCAACUAUUUCUCCAGAUUAAUAGAAAGAAUUAAGACUGUCUGUGAAGUUGUGAACUUACCAAACUUACAUUGUAUCCUGGAUUUCUUCUGUGAAUUUAGUGAACAGUCACCGUGUGUUCUUUCAAGAUCUCUGUUGCAAACUACUUUCCUCGUGGAUAACAAAAAGGUCUUUGGAACUCAUCUCAUGCAAGACAUGGUGAAAGAUGCCCUUCGGUCCUUUGUCAGUCCUCCGGUGCUCUCCCCCAAGUGCUGCCUAUAUAACAAUCACCAGGCUAAGGACUGUAUCGACUCCUUUGUUACUCACUGUGUUCGGCCAUUUUGUAGUCUUGUUCAGAUCCAUGGCCAUAACAGGGCUCGGCAGAGAGACAAACUUGGUCACAUUCUUGAAGAGUUUGCUACCUUGCAAGAUGAGGCAGAGAAGGUUGAUGCGGCACUUCACACUAUGUUGCUGAAACAGGAGCCCCAGAGACAGCACCUGGCCUGUUUAGGAACCUGGGUCCUUUACCACAACCUUCGGAUUAUGAUUCAGUAUCUGCUCAGUGGCUUUGAGCUGGAGCUCUACAGCAUGCAUGAGUACUACUACAUCUACUGGUACCUCUCUGAAUUCCUGUAUGCAUGGCUGAUGUCAACCCUGAGCCGUGCUGAUGGCUCUCAGAUGGCAGAGGAGAGGAUAAUGGAAGAACAGCAGAAAGGCCGCAGCAGCAAAAAAACCAAGAAGAAAAAGAAAGUUCGCCCAUUGAGCCGAGAGAUCACGAUGAGCCAGGUCUAUCAGAACAUGUGUGCUGGGAUGUUCAAAACGAUGGUAGCAUUUGACAUGGAUGGCAAAGUGCGCAAGCCAAAGUUUGAGCUUGAUAGUGAGCAAGUUCGGUAUGAGCACAGGUUUGCUCCAUUCAACAGUGUGAUGACACCACCACCAGUGCACUACCUGCAGUUCAAGGAAAUGUCUGACCUCAAUAAAUACAGCCCUCCUCCUCAGUCUCCAGAGUUGUAUGUGGCAGCUAGUAAGCACUUUCAGCAGGCGAAAAUGAUCCUCGAAAAUAUCCCCAAUCCAGACCGUGAGGUCAGUAGAAUCCUAAAGGUGGCCAAGCCCAACUUUGUGGUUAUGAAGCUCUUAGCAGGGGGACACAAAAAGGAGUCAAAGGUUCCUCCCGAAUUUGAUUUCUCUGUUCACAAAUACUUUCCUGUUGUGAAACUGGUGUGAAAGAGACUGCAAACAUGAUCGUGUGUGCUCUUGGGGAUAGACAGCAGUGUGCCACGCACCGUGACGUAAAGUGGAUUUCGUGGAUGACAGCUUGUUACAAGGAAGACUCAGUUUAACACCCUUACCUGGCAAGAAUGAAAACUGCUGUUUUAAAGUGGUUUAUUAUACUCCAGGGGUGUAACUGGGCUGGAAUGCAUUGGUGAACAUUACAUGGAUUUACAGACUUAACUGUAAAACUUUUUUAAAUGAAUGAUUAAGUGAAAUAGUGUUUGUAAAGGUUAAUAAAUUUCUUGACAAAAAAAAAAAAAAAAA
Messenger RNA from Meriones unguiculatus (Mongolian gerbil), 2917 nucleotides. It is a transcript of the gene Naa35, whose product is annotated as N-alpha-acetyltransferase 35, NatC auxiliary subunit. Gene Ontology annotation, cellular component: NatC complex. The coding region runs from base 428 to 2605 and encodes 725 amino acids. Lineage: Eukaryota; Metazoa; Chordata; Mammalia; Rodentia; Muridae. The record is from RefSeq and is a predicted model, not a curated record. Gene Ontology annotation, biological process: N-terminal peptidyl-methionine acetylation. The transcript is spliced from 23 exons.